This is a messenger RNA of Salvia miltiorrhiza (redroot sage), 759 nucleotides long. RefSeq names its product DNA-directed RNA polymerases II, IV and V subunit 9A-like. Gene Ontology annotation, molecular function: zinc ion binding; DNA-directed RNA polymerase activity; nucleic acid binding. The transcript has 4 exons. Gene Ontology annotation, biological process: transcription-coupled nucleotide-excision repair; maintenance of transcriptional fidelity during transcription elongation by RNA polymerase II; DNA-templated transcription. Bases 2 to 469 code for a protein of 155 amino acids. NCBI's taxonomy places the organism in Eukaryota, Viridiplantae, Streptophyta, Magnoliopsida, Lamiales, Lamiaceae. Gene Ontology annotation, cellular component: RNA polymerase II, core complex. The record is from RefSeq and is a predicted model, not a curated record.
GAUGCGAUGUGGGCCCAAUAAACCGGCCCAUAGAUCCAUUAAAGCUACUCCCAACUCCCAAGUUCCAGCUUCCAGCUUCGAACUCAAGCAGAGACGCAAACGAGAAAAUUUCCCAACUUCCACCAUGAGUACCAUGAAAUUUUGCCGCGAAUGCAACAAUAUACUGUACCCGAAGGAAGACAAAGAGCAGAAGAUUCUGCUUUAUGCUUGCCGCAAUUGUGAUCAUCAGGAGGUUGCUGAUAACAAUUGUGUUUAUAGAAAUGAGAUACACCAUUCUGCUGGAGAACGCACCCAAGUCCUGCAAGAUGUGGCUGCAGAUCCAACACUUCCGCGAACAAAAUCAGUCCGUUGUGCAAACUGUGGUCACGGAGAAGCUGUUUUCUUCCAGGCAACUGCUAGAGGAGAAGAAGGCAUGACGUUGUUCUUUGUUUGCUGCAACCCCAACUGUGGCAACCGUUGGAGAGAUUAGAUUGAAUAAUGCACCUUGAAAAUAGCUGAUUUUUUACUCAAUAUCUUCAUCUGUAUCGACACGUUAAAUCUGUUUUCGGAUAACUGCAUUUCUAGUAGGAUCACAUAUUUGCUUUUUUUUUUUUUGGAGAAUAUUAUUAUUAAUUUUGGCAUAUUAUUGCCCAAGUAAUCUUCACUUGAGGCCUUUGACUUGGAGGAGUAACAUUUUUCACUUUGAGAAGAAAGUGUCCUAAAUUCCCUCUUUUGAACUUCGGAUAAACCUUUGAGUAAAAUAAAUCAAUUUUAUUUACA